AUGAGCACCAUGAACAACAUCCUCAUAACCGGAGGUGCUGGCUUCCUAGGCCCUAUGCUAGCGGCCAAACUCCUCAAGGAAGGCACCAACAGUGUGGUACUUACAGAUCUGCAAACCCCUCCACAGCCAGCUGGCGUAACCGACGCUUCAAAUCUGGAACUCGCAGCAUCCAACCUUACCGUAGCAGACGACAUCAAACGCCUCCUCUCCUUGCGCCCACAAUGGAAUGCCAUCUUCCUUUUCCACGGCAUCAUGUCCCAGGGAUGUGAGGACAACCCAGCACUAUCAACAAAAGUCAACCUCGAAGCCACACAAGCGGUGAUCGCAGCUAUUUCGCAACUCCCAGGCCCCAAGCCAAGAAUCGUGUAUGCUUCAACACAAGCCGUAUACGGCCCUCCUUAUACGACCAACGGCACCAUCACAGACGACACACCCGCCACGCCCAUUGGCGUCUACGGCACACAUAAGUUGAUCAUGGAGAACCACAUCAACGAUCUCAACCGCCGCGGCAUCAUCGACGCCUUCGCCGUGCGUUUACCCACAGUCGUAGUCCGACCGGGCGCCCCAAGUCGCUCCGCAGCAUCCUUCCUUAGCGGUAUGCUCCGCGAACCCAUGGCCGGCCUCGAAUGCAUCGUGCCCAUCGAAGACAAGGCCGCGCGCCAGAUGAUUUGCAGUCCGCGCGUCAUGAUCGAGAACUUUGUGCGUGUGAUGCGCGCUCCCAACGACGCCAUGCCCGCGCACAUCCGCGCGGUAUACAUGCCUGGAAUCUCGGUGACCGUGGGCGAGAUGUACGAUGCGUUUGUGGAAGUUUGUGGCAAGGAGAAGUUGAGCCUGUUGCGCACGCAGAGGGAUCCGGACGCCGAGCGGUUGCUGAACAGUUGGCCGCAGACAGCGGAGUUUGGGAAUGCGACGAGGAUGGGCUUAUUGUUUGAUGAGAACUGCGUGCAGAUUUAUAAGGAGUAUGUUGCUAGCCUAUGA
This is a messenger RNA of Parastagonospora nodorum SN15, 978 nucleotides long. RefSeq lists its product as hypothetical. The record is from RefSeq and is a predicted model, not a curated record. The transcript has a single exon. NCBI's taxonomy places the organism in Eukaryota, Fungi, Ascomycota, Dothideomycetes, Pleosporales, Phaeosphaeriaceae. Bases 1 to 978 code for a protein of 325 amino acids.